Molecule: messenger RNA, 2179 nt
Organism: Leptidea sinapis
Lineage: Eukaryota; Metazoa; Arthropoda; Insecta; Lepidoptera; Pieridae
Product: cytoplasmic 60S subunit biogenesis factor ZNF622
Exons: 6
Coding region: 202-1416 (404 amino acids)
Biological process (GO): ribosomal large subunit biogenesis
Cellular component (GO): preribosome, large subunit precursor
Molecular function (GO): zinc ion binding; nucleic acid binding
Source: RefSeq, a predicted model, not a curated record
AUUGCUCAUUGUAAUACGUACAAUUGUUGCAAACUACGAGAUACAACUUACAAAUUUCAAUUUACAUAAAAUAAAAAAAUUAAUGUGCUCAUCUACUUAUACAAGUAGAAGUAUAGAAUUGUAGUUCAAUUUAUAUUAUAAUAAUAGUGUAAUCAAUUGUGUUCAUUCUUGUGAUACGUCGUGUUAACAAAGUAAUUCAGAAUGCCUGAAAAUUUCACGUGCAUUACAUGCCAGGUGGUUUUCAUUAGUGCUGAUUUACAAAGGGAGCAUUAUAAAUUAGACUGGCAUAGGUAUAACUUAAAAAGAAAAGUUGCUGGUAUCCCUCCAGUUACUCUAGAAGAGUUUGAAUUAAGAGCUAAGGAACACAGAGAACAAGCUCAGAAUGAAGCCAGUCCAGAAACAGUUCACUGUAAAUGUUGCUCUAAAACGUUUAAUACUAAAAAUGCGUUUAAUAAUCACUUAAACAGUAAAAAACACAAAUUAGCAGAACAAAAGUCUAGCAGUGAAAUGGAGCAGGGCAAAGAAAAGAAAGAGGAAGAUGAAAGUAAUUCAGAUAGUUUUGAGAAAAUUGAACCUGGAAAAUCAGUAGCAGCAGUUCACAAUAAAUUUGUUAUCAUCAAUCAAGAUGUGUUAUCCGAUGAUGAAGAUAUUGAAACUGAUUCAGAGAUUGAAGAGCUAGAUUCAGAUGAAUGGGAAGAGUGUCGGAUAAAAGGAAGUGAUUCUCUCAUAAAGCCAAAAGAUUGUUUAUUCUGUGGUCACCAUAGUAAAAACAUGAUGAAAAAUGUAAAACACAUGUCAGUAGAACAUUCAUUCUUUAUUCCAGAUGUUGAAUAUUGUACUGACAUUAAAGGGCUGCUCUUGUACCUUGGAGAAAAGAUAUCCCAGGUAUACAUGUGUUUAUGGUGCAAUGAUGCAGGGAAGACAUUCUAUUCAAUGGAAGCGGCUAGAGCACACAUGCUUGAUAAAGGACACUGCAAAAUGCUCCAUGAAGGUCUUGCUUUGGCAGAAUACUCCGACUACUAUGAUUACAGUGCAUCAUAUCCACAAGAAGAUGAGGAUAAAGACAUGGAUGUGGAUGUAGAUGAAGAAGUAGAGAAUCCUGCAAUGUUGGAAGCUGAUAACUUUCAACUGGUGCUGCCGUCAGGUGCUGUUGUUGGCCAUAGGUCAUUGUUAAGAUAUUACAAACAGCAUUUGAAUCAAAACACUCAAGUGGUCGUUAAGAAGAGUGAUCGCAAGUUGCAUCGUCUGUUGGGAGUGUAUCGUGGCUUGGGAUGGGCGCCGAAGGAGCAGGCCGCGGCUGUGAAGAAAGCGAGAGAUAUCCAUUUCAUGAAACGUGUCCAGGCGAAGUGGCAGAUGAAGAUGUCAUUGAAGAACAACAAGUUCCAGAAGCAUUACCGGGAGCAAGUCAAUUUCUAGAUGUUUCUAGAAUUGACUAGUUUAGACUUGUUUUUUCUAGUACAACGGCAAUCAAGGCUUGCAAACCGAAAAAAAAUCCUGUUAAUUAGCUAUUUUACGGUUUUUGGUUAUUAAAGUUCAUUAUAAAGGUUUGUAUAGAACGGUUUAUUCCAUAGACUUCAUCACCGAGCCAUUAGACAGAGCAAAGUUAUAAAUGUAGUGAUAAUAACUUGGCAACACGUGGUGAGCUUACGGUCUACUAUUGGGAAGUACGCUGGUCUUUUUUUUCAUGAAAGAGGAGAACAAACGAACGUACGGGGUUCGUUGAUGUUAAGUGAUCACCGCCGCCUACAUUCUCUACACAGAGGAAUCACAGGAGCGUUGCCGGCCUUUAAGAAAUCGUCUCGUUUUCACUCUCAAUUUAACUAACCAUUUAACAUUGAGGUUAAUUAACCAGUUGGUAAUAGUUACUCCUUAUUAAGACUCCGACAGAAAUAAUACAUACAAACCGGUUUAAACUAGUUAUAAUCUUUCCAUUUAAAACCGGCUCCAAGCCUUGAUUGUAACAGUAGCUAUUAAAAGCCUUCAGUGAAUGUUGUUGUUUCCAAUAUGUUUCAUUUAGUAAUUGAUUGUACCUUUUGUUAUCUUUACCAACUAGUUGUUAUGGGUAUGUACCUACCUACAAAUAGGUACCUACAAAGUAAAUUUUUUUUUCAUCACAGUCGUCCGUAAUGUGGAUCUUAUUACGACGCCUUAAGGCGCAUAAUACAAGCUAUGAAACAUG